AGCCCGUGCGGGCGCUGGGGCGGCGGAGCGCCGAGCCCGGGAUGAGGGCGCCCGCGCUGCUGAGCUGCUGCUGCUGCUGCUGGCUGCUGCUGCCGGUGAACAGCAUCCAUCCAGAAUGCCGGUUUCAUCUGGAAAUACAGGAGGAAGAAACAAAAUGUGCAGAGCUUCUAAGCACUCAACCCAAAAGCCACAGAGCCUGCAGGGGCAUCUGGGACAACAUCACGUGCUGGCGCCCUGCAGAUGUGGGGGAGACGGUCACCGUGCCCUGCCCCAAAGUGUUCAGCAACUUCUACAGCAAGCCAGGAAACAUAAGCAAAAACUGCACGAGUGACGGGUGGUCAGACACGUUCCCAGAUUUCAUGGACGCAUGCGGCUACAACGACCCAGACGAUGACAGUAAGAUCACCUUCUAUAUUCUGGUGAAGGCCAUUUACACCCUGGGCUACAGUGUCUCUCUGAUGUCUCUCACAACAGGAAGUGUCAUUCUUUGCCUCUUCAGGAAGCUGCACUGUACCCGGAACUACAUCCACCUGAACCUGUUCCUCUCCUUCAUCCUGAGAGCCAUCUCGGUGCUGGUGAAGGACAGCAUCCUCUACUCCAGCUCCGGCACAUGGCACUGUCCUGACCAGCCAUCCUCCUGGGUUGGCUGCAAGCUCAGCCUGGUGUUCUUCCAGUACUGCAUCAUGGCAAACUUCUACUGGCUCCUGGUAGAGGGGCUGUACCUGCACACCCUCCUGGUGGCCAUCUUCCCCCCCAGCAGAUGCUUCCUGGCCUACCUCCUCAUCGGAUGGGGCAUCCCCACUCUCUGCACAGCUGCGUGGACAGCAGCCAGGCUCGCUCUGGAAGACACGGGCUGCUGGGACACAAAUGAGCACAGCACACCCUGGUGGGUCAUCCGGAUGCCCAUCCUGACCUCUAUUAUAGUCAACUUCUUCCUCUUCGUCAGCAUCGUACGCAUUCUGCUGCAGAAGCUGACGUCCCCCGAUGUGGGCGGCAAUGACCAGCCCCAGUACAGGAGGCUCGCCAAGUCCACGCUGCUCUUAAUCCCGCUCUUCGGCGUCCACUACAUGGUGUUUGCUGCGUUUCCCAUCGGCAUCUCCUCCAUGUACCAGAUUCUGUUUGAGCUGUGCAUUGGCUCCUUCCAGGGCCUGGUGGUGGCGGUGCUCUACUGCUUCCUCAACAGUGAAGUCCAGUGUGAGCUGAAGAGAAGGUGGCGAGGCCUGUGUCCCAGCCAGCCCGGGAGCCGAGACUACCGCCUGCACAGCUGGUCCAUGUCACGGAACGGCUCGGAAAGCGCCUUGCAGAUGCACCGGGGCUCCCGAGCCCCGUCCCUCCUGCAGACGGAGACCUCGGUCCUCUAGCCUCCUCCCUCGCCUUGGAGCAGACCACAGUGUGUGAAACCGCGUGUGCAGGCUUUUUCCCAUUCCAAGGUUGUGUGCCUGCUGGGUCAGUAAGAGCCUUGAUCUGCCAGGCCCUUAACCCAACCCCCACCAGCGCCUGAUCCCAAGCACAGGCAGGUUCAGAUUCCCUUCAUCUAGUUGCUCAUGAUGUUUAAGCGCCAGGAUUUAGGUCCUCCUGCUCAUGAUGUUGCACAGAUGUGUAGACAGGCCCACAAAGACAGCAGGGAAGAGAAUACCAAAACCGGAUGCUUCUGAAGAGGACAGGAGGCUUCCUGACUUCCCAGCCCCUCCUGGCACCACAAGCAGGGCCCCGUGCUGGCUGGGUCAGGACCGCUCACACCGUCCGAGCCAUGCCCACAGCUCUCCCGUUCUGUGCACCGCACAGACACAGAGGCCAUGCGAGAACUUCAGUCACUCUGAAGCCAGGCCAGGGAAAGCUGUUGAGAGUGACCUGCUCUCAGGACAAUCUCCUGGCCCCACGGCCACGGCAGCGUGCCCCAGGCCUCUGCGCCAGCAGCCCUGUUAGUCACCAUCUCUCAGCCACGACAAGACGGUGGCCCCAGCCAAGAAGCAGCCUCCUCCUCUACAGAAAUGCCGCAGCUGUCCCUGUCUGCAGGUGGCCGGGGCCAGAGCAGCCCUGGAGGGGUCACAGGAGGGCCCCAGCCCAGGCUGGUGACCAGGCUGCAGGGCCCUGGGACCAGCCACGGCGGCUGUUUACCUGGAGAAUUGUGUCAACACAAUGUGGAAUGACAUGAACUGUACUUGCACAUAGCCGUGGGCGCCUGAGCGUUGGUUAUUUGCAGGUGUGGGGAAGUAGCUGACAGGGCUGUGGGUGCGGCUGGCAUAGAGGGACCCUGCAACGCUGGGACCCUGCACACUGAGGCCCAGCCCAGCAGAGGGCCGUGGCCUCGGGACCCAGGACUCUGAGCAGGUGUUACGUUACUUUCCCCACAAGAGUGAGGGCCAUCAAUCAUCUGUAUGGUUUUGGUCUUGUAGAUUCUAGCCAGCAUUGAUACUAACAACGGUCAUGCCAGGGGUGGAGACUGGCAGGGCCAGGAGGCAGCAAUGGCCUCCAACCAGCUUCCAGAAGCAAGCUGGGGAGCAGCCAGAGCCGCCGGGCUCAGCGCCUACGCCCACCUUCAUUCCACACUGCCCUGUCCAAUCCAUUGCUGGAUUUUGUUUAGAGUCAUGUGAGCAGACGGCCGGAGGAUCCAGGGAACACCUACGUCACCACCUCCAGGGCCAAGGCCCAAGGACAGGACUGGCAGCAGCCGGGGGACAGAGAGUCAGCCUGCCCCAUUUCCACCCACCUCCAGCCCUGCUCCGCUUGCUCUAGCCAUUUUGAGGAAAUGAAGCUUUGCUAUAACUGAACGUGUCCUGUAGCAGCCAGGAGUGGACGCCAUGCCGUGACCCUGAGUGGACACUACGGGGCUGUGAAUGCCAGGGCCCGGCUACUCAAGCGCCGGGGAGGUGAGGGUGGGAGGUGGCCAGCACAGAGAGGGGCGGCGCCUUCUUCCUGACAACGCUGAGGACGAGAGCACCCGCCCGACCAGUAGCAGACAUGGUGGCCAAAUGAUCAGUGUGUAUUCUCAAGCUUGUGUGUGUGAGAUGUCCACAAACUCCACCCCACGGUAGGAGCGAGCUAUGUGUGUAUUUCA
This is a messenger RNA of Dipodomys spectabilis (banner-tailed kangaroo rat), 3058 nucleotides long. It is a transcript of the gene Vipr2, whose product is annotated as vasoactive intestinal peptide receptor 2. The transcript is spliced from 13 exons. Bases 42 to 1361 code for a protein of 439 amino acids. The record is from RefSeq and is a predicted model, not a curated record. Gene Ontology annotation, molecular function: vasoactive intestinal polypeptide receptor activity; peptide hormone binding; G protein-coupled peptide receptor activity. Lineage: Eukaryota; Metazoa; Chordata; Mammalia; Rodentia; Heteromyidae. Gene Ontology annotation, biological process: cell surface receptor signaling pathway; adenylate cyclase-modulating G protein-coupled receptor signaling pathway. Gene Ontology annotation, cellular component: plasma membrane.